Messenger RNA from Morus notabilis, 2485 nucleotides. RefSeq names its product mitochondrial proton/calcium exchanger protein. Lineage: Eukaryota; Viridiplantae; Streptophyta; Magnoliopsida; Rosales; Moraceae. The transcript is spliced from 16 exons. The record is from RefSeq and is a predicted model, not a curated record. Gene Ontology annotation, cellular component: mitochondrial inner membrane. The coding region runs from base 155 to 2485 and encodes 776 amino acids. Gene Ontology annotation, molecular function: calcium ion binding; ribosome binding. Gene Ontology annotation, biological process: intracellular monoatomic cation homeostasis.
AGACUUUUAGACCCCCAUUUCCAGUUUCUCUCUUUCCGCAGUUCGUUCGUUCGUUCGUUCUUUCUUGGUGGUUCUCUGUUAGCGCCCCUACUGUUUUGCUUUUAUCAGCUUGUUGUUGAUGUAUUUGUUUUUGUAACGAGAGUGAAGUUCAAUAAUGGCUUCCAAAGCGCUUUUGAGGAGGAGAAGGUUUGUUUCUGAUUACUUAAACGCCUCUUACCGGUCAAUCCAAAGUUUCCAGAUCCUCGGGCAUGAGAAUACUUUUCAGAAUUUGGAGUCACCAGCUCCCCAUCCCAAUAUAGAAUCUGCUUGUACAAAUGUUAAUCACAUAAGCGCUCCAAAUGGAACUUCAGUGACUAAAGGGAAGUUAUGGGAAUUAUCAGGAAUAGGACAAUUUACUACAAGAUACUAUGGAAGUAUGGCUUUGGGUUUCGGAAAUGGAAGAUCCGAAUAUACCUCUCCUUUGGGGAUUAGAUGGAUAUCUCAGUCUAUUCGCAAUGCUUCUACCGCUGCUGCUAAGCAGCAGGUAUUAGGCAGUGACAACGAGGAAAAUGAAGAAUUGGUUAGUAAGAAAAGGAAAGAAGCAUCUCCGGAGGAAUGUGAUCAAGCUGUUGAAGGUUUAAGUACAGCAAAAGCCAAAGCAAAGGCCAAAAGGUUGCAAGAACAAAAAGUUGCUAACUCCAUUUUGCGCAGAGUAUGGACCACAUUUUUAGGAAUUGGUCCUGCCUUGAAAGCCGUAGCUUCUAUGAGCAAGGAGGACUGGGCGAAGAAGCUUAUUCAUUGGAAAGAGGAAUUUGUAUCGACCUUGCAACAUUAUUGGUUAGGUUGUAAGCUGCUAUGGGCAGAUGUGAGGAUCUGUUCAAGAUUGUUGUUAAAACUUGCUGAUGGGAAGAGUCUCUCUAGAAGGGAAAGGCAACAACUAACACGAACCACUGUUGAUAUUUUUAGGCUAGUUCCUUUUGCAGUUUUUAUCAUUGUACCAUUUAUGGAAUUUCUGCUUCCAGUAUUCCUGAAAUUGUUCCCCAAUAUGCUGCCAUCAACGUUUAAAGACAAGAUGAAAGAGCAGGAAGCAUUGAAAAGAAGACUCAACGCAAGGAUAGAAUAUGCUAAGUUCCUCCAAGACACCGCCAAAGAAAUGGCCAAGGAAGUUCAAAACUCAAGAAGUGGAGAAAUAAAAAGAACAGCAAAAGAUCUUGAUGAAUUCUUGAACAAAGUUCGAAAGGGUGGUCGAGUUUCAAAUGAGGAAAUUUUGGGCUUUGCGAAGUUGUUUAAUGAUGAACUUACCUUAGAUAAUAUUAGCAGGCCUCGACUAGUCAAUAUGUGCAAAUAUAUGGGAAUCAGCCCUUUUGGAACGGACGCUUAUCUAAGAUAUAUGCUACGGAAAAGGCUUCAAAGCAUUAAAGCCGAUGAUAAAUUAAUCCAAGCUGAAGGUGUGGAGUCUCUAUCAGAAGCUGAACUUCGUGAAGAUUGUAGAGAACGAGGCAUGCUUGGAUUGCUCUCGGUUGAAGAAAUGCGCCAGCAGCUUCGUGAUUGGUUGGAUUUGUCUCUGAAUCAUUCUGUACCAUCUUCACUUUUGAUCCUUUCCAGGGCCUUCACUGUAUCGGGAAAGUUGAGGCCAGAGGAAGCUGUUCAAGCUACAUUAUCUUCUCUUCCAGAUGAGGUUGUGGGAACUGUUGGUGUUACCGCAUUGCCCUCUGAAGACUCUGUAUCUGAAAGGAGGAGGAAACUGGAGUACCUUGAGAUGCAGGAAGAACUUAUCAAGGAGGAAGAAGAGAGGGAGGAAGAAGAGCAAGCGAGAAUAAAGGAAUCUGAGGGUAGCCGAGAGGAUGUGGCAUUGAAAGAGAUGUCUAUUCCAACUGCAAGAGAGGCACAAGAGCAAGCCAGAGCAAGAGCAUUGGAAAAGCAAGAGCAAUUAUGUGAACUCAGUCAUGCACUGGCUGUUUUAGCUUCUGCAUCUUCGGUGAGUAGGGAACGUGAAGAAUUCCUGAGGCUUGUAAAUAAGGAGAUCGAACUUUAUCAUAGCAUAGUGGACAAGGAGGGUAUGGAUGGAGAGAAAAAUGCCAUUAAGGCAUAUAGAGCUGCCCGAGAAGAAACUGAGAAUGCUAGUGAGGUAGCUGAAGGUGAUGAAGUUUCAUCAGCACUGAUAGACAGAGUCGAUGCUAUGCUUCAAAAUCUUGAAAAGGAAAUCGACGAUGUAGAUGCUAAAAUUGGUGAUCGUUGGCAACUACUUGACAGGGAUUUUGACGGGAAAGUAUCUCCUGAGGAGGUUGCUGGUGCAGCAAUGUACUUGAAGAAUACGUUAGGCAAGGAGGGUGUCCAGGAGCUCAUAAGCAGUCUUUCCAAAGAUAGAGAGGGGAAGAUUCUUGUGGAAGAUAUUGUCAAGUUGGGCAGUCGGACCGAAGAAACCAAGGGGAAGAUUCUUGUGGAAGAUAUUGUCAAGUUGGGCAGUCGGACCGAAGAAACCAACAUGGGUGAUCGACCAAUGUAG